Molecule: messenger RNA, 2715 nt
Organism: Homalodisca vitripennis (glassy-winged sharpshooter)
Lineage: Eukaryota; Metazoa; Arthropoda; Insecta; Hemiptera; Cicadellidae
Exons: 15
Coding region: 3-2549 (848 amino acids)
Biological process (GO): meiotic sister chromatid cohesion, centromeric; protein phosphorylation; mitotic spindle assembly checkpoint signaling
Molecular function (GO): protein kinase activity; ATP binding
Source: RefSeq, a predicted model, not a curated record
AUAUGCUGGGGGACGUGAGUUUUCAGUUUGAAGAGUUGAGAGCUGCUCUAUACAACCGUCGAUAUGAACAACUUGAAGCAUUGAGAAUACAACAGGAAAUUCAGAAUGAUGUGAAUGUCAGGCAACAGCACCAGGAAGACCAGAUAACUGAUGAAGAUGAUAUUUCCAGUCCAGAAAAAGAUGGAGAUGUUCCUACCAGUGGUGAGAAAGAUACUAACGUAACUCCAGUGAAAACACAGAUGCAGAAGUCCGUUACACCUGAGCCAACAUAUGAGCAGCAUUUGCAAAGUCCAGUUCCCUCAUCCAAGGUACUUGUACAGACUGGUAUUAACUCUGAAAUAUGUAUUGAAGACAAAUUAAAAUCUCCUUUUCAAGUUCAAAAUAUUAAUAAACUGGGUUUUGAGUGUAAGACUGCACCAUUGGAGGCGAACACGUCUUUGUUCCAUUGCCAAUCAUUCACUGUCAACACAAAAGAGGCGAUGAACGUUGUCCAGGAGAUGUGGAACAGUCCAUCUCCUGCCCCAGGAUUUGGAAAAAAUUCAAGAUCUUCUAGAGUUUUUCCAGUGUCUCCAGUAGCACUGGACGAGUCAGGAGUUUUCAAAGUGCCACCUGUUCCACCUGCUCCUUGUCGGGCUGAUGAGGGAGAUCCAGCUGGAGCCUCGAAGCUACCGACUCCAUGUUUCCCGAUCUAUUGUGAUGAUGAACCAGCUCCUGCCCCUGCCUCUGCCCCAUCCUUGACACCUGCUUCAUCACAACCUUUCCAGAUAUAUUCUGAUGACAUGGAACCUGAACCACAACCUACAAAAGAGAAUGUUGUGGAUUCUGAAAAUAUUCAAAACCUCAACCAAGCUGAAAACGUUCCUUUGCCACUCCCACCUUUUCAUCCCAUGACUAAACAGCCUAUGUCACAGUUUGGAAGAGUGCAUCCACCAGGCACUGAUGCUGCCACUCUGAAGAUGUUGGCUUUCGAUUCAGAUGAUUCUUGUGAUGAGAUGCCGAUGCCAAAUAGAAAAACAGCAGAAAAUUUCAAACCACAGCACCCAUUGUUGGGAUCGAACAACAUUCCCACAGUGUCUGUCACAGCCCCAACACCGGUUAUUGAGAAACAUCAGAAAACAUUUGAGGAAGGCAUGAUUUCACAUCCAAUAUUUCAAGAUGAGGAUAAAUAUGAUGACAUGACAUGCAACACAAAGGCAUUUGAUUUUGUACUUCCAUCUUCAACACCUCUGGUUGGCCAUUUGAAAUCAGCAAACAAUCAUCAGGCUUCAAAACAAAACAUCAAUGGAUCAUAUAUUGCUGAAGACGUUAAAAAGUGUGGUACAAACACAAAGCAAGAGUUAAGUAUGAUAUUUGAAGCAUCCAAAGAGAGGUACAGUAGUUCUUCUGGGAGCAGUGGCAGUAAGACCCAAGCUUCUGUGUGUACAGCUCCAAACACAAGUUUACCACCAGCUCAGGUCCAAACAGAACUCAGGGAGAAAUUGGCUCAAAUAUCUGCCAACAAGUCAUUAGAAGAAUUGGAGGAAAGUGUUGGCUUGCUGAACAUCUCGGGUCCAGUGGAUCCAUUUUGCACGGAGCUGAUCAAUCAACUACUAUCUCACAUAGGAUAUCCCAAGAAACAUCACCUGAUUGGAUUGCACAGGUUUGAGAAUGAUGCGCCCAUCCUCAACUGCAAUUCAACAGUAAAACUGGGGAACACAAAGUACUCUCUGAUCGGCGAGCUGGGCAAGGGGUCAUAUGCCAGAGUACUGAAGGCCACUAGGGAUGGUCAACCUGUUGCCCUUAAGCAGCAAAGACCUGCCUGGCAAUGGGAGUGGUAUAUCGUACAGGAGCUACAGAGUCGCCUCCCUCCGACCAAGAUGGGUGGCUAUUUGCACAUGAGCAAUGGUUACAUUUAUAAAAAUGGCAGUAUUUUGGAAUCAGAGUGGGCACAGUAUGGUUCAAUUCUUUCAGUUGUCAGUAAACUGAAAAUUGCUGGGAAAGGCCUUGAUAUUCACUUAGCUAUGAUCUUCUCCAUCCAGAUGAUCUCAAUUGUAGAACACCUCCACAAGUGUAAGAUUAUUCAUGGAGACAUCAAACCUGACAACUUUGUUCUCCACUCUAUCCCAUCUGCGGAUGUGACAGUACCUUGUCUGAAGCUGAUAGAUUUUGGCCGCAGUAUUGACAUGACUUUGUUUCCCGAGGGAACAACUUUCACAAAAGUGGUCACGACUGACGGCUUUCAGUGUAAUGAAAUGAAGGAAGGUCGCCCUUGGACUUAUCAGACUGACCUAUACGGCUUGGCUGGAAGCAUUUACUGUGUCCUGUUUUAUGACUACAUGAAGGUGGUCAAGAAAGGCAAGAAAUGGGAGCUCAGCACUAAGAUUCCAAGAUACAUGAAGCCAACAGUAUGGCAGGAAUUGUUUACGCCACUGCUGAAUGUGGAGUCGUGCGAAAACAUCCCCGAUCUGUCUGCAUUGCGAGAAAUUUUAGAAAAACCUUAUAGGACUAUGGAACUCUCCACUGUCAACCAGUCUAUCAACACACUGAGGAAUAUUUUGUUGAACAAAUGAAAUUCAAAAGUUUGCUAAACUUGUAAAUGAAGUUAUUUUUUAACUCGUAUUUUUAUUGUUUAUUAUAAAUAUACUUAUUCAUUCUUUCGAUUUGCUUUUUAAUGUGUAUACAAUAAAUGUUUUCUUUGUAAACUUAAAAUAUUUAUAAAAGUAGUUUUGUACAUUU